This is a messenger RNA of Rhizoctonia solani, 942 nucleotides long. RefSeq lists its product as uncharacterized. The coding region runs from base 1 to 942 and encodes 313 amino acids. The record is from RefSeq and is a predicted model, not a curated record. The transcript is spliced from 12 exons. Lineage: Eukaryota; Fungi; Basidiomycota; Agaricomycetes; Cantharellales; Ceratobasidiaceae.
AUGUCUAGUGAAUCCUACGAGCCAGAGCCUCGUCACAUCUGGUCACUGGUCAUUAUGCAAUGUAUCGCGCAAGGAAUCCUUAUUCCUAUGCUUGUCACCUUUUUGAACCCCGAGCCCGCUCUCAAACGACCGAUCGGACUCAAACUAUACGUUAUUUUCGUCAAUGCACUAAGCUUGGCACAAACAAUAAUUAUAAUCUUUUGUGGAUUUAGGACAAUAGAUGCGGUCCCUUCUAAUCAGAUUUAUAUACAUACCUCACCGGAUUCAUUUGUUCCUCUGUCCAGCCCUUUUUCAUUUAUCGCUGCUGGAGAAUAUUUGGGAAACGGAUACUGCCCAUCAUCCCAUUCGUUGCUCUUUGUUGUCUCACUUUCAUCGCUGAUCACCUGGGACUCCAAUUUGGCGGAUACUAGUUCGGCACAAAAGAAAAAGAUUGCGAUGGCUUUAUGCAUUAGUAGCUCGUUCACUUUGGAGUUCCUGAUGACGACCACCACCACGGUAUUCCUUUGUCGGACUCGUACCGACCGGAGGGCCACCCUCUCUGACUCUUCUUUCGGGGGCAUGAAUGCAAAGAUAUUUAAUUUAUCGUUAAUGAUUAGUUUGUUGGGCCAAGUUUAUGUUCGCCAAAAAUUCGAUAGGUCUGGUCCCUCUCAGCUUCCUAAUGUGGGGGCCUCGCAUGGCACGAUGGGCAUCAUUAGUGAACCGGUGUUUGCUAGGGACAUGGCCCAGGUUGUUACUUUCGAUGAUGGCCAAUUACCUGUGUCGAGCCGAAUGGAGAUUUCUACUACCGAUGUUAGCGUGGAUAGUCUGUCGAGCGACCACAGUAAAGAUGCGCCGGAAAUGAGUCAGGUGUCGGUCGUGAAGCCGAGCGAAGACGGUGGUUCCUAUGCUAUCAGACUCAUUCAAUUUCCCCCUGAGGUGGCCGCUCCUCAUAAAUCUACUUGA